This is a messenger RNA of Striga asiatica, 1995 nucleotides long. NCBI's taxonomy places the organism in Eukaryota, Viridiplantae, Streptophyta, Magnoliopsida, Lamiales, Orobanchaceae. The record is from the annotation of a GenBank genome assembly.
CACCACUUUACCCUGCACCCUCCUCCCACUUUUUUGGGCUAUAACCUCGCGCUUCAUUUUCAUUUGCUCUGAAUCUCAACCUACCAAUUUGGACUGUCUUUUACCUAAAAUCUGUCUCCCCAUUUUCUCUCUCUAGAAGCAAACCCGACAGUGAUCUGCAGCUGAGCGGGAGCCUUGAGAAACUGCGAAAAAAUGGCGGUGUUUCAGAGGUUUUCAAGGACUUUCAGGGAAAAUCCUUCGCUGGCUAAAAUGUUGAUUGUUUUCACCGUCAGUGGUGGGGGUCUUGUGGCUUUCUCUGAGGCUAAAUCGGAAAACGAAAUAAAAGUAAUCAAUUCAAAUGAGACUGAUCACAAGAAGAAAAGAGUUGUAGUGCUCGGAACUGGAUGGGCUGGAACGAGUUUCUUGAAAAACCUGAAGAACCCAUCGUACGAUGUGCAAGUUAUAUCGCCACGUAACUUUUUCGCUUUCACUCCGUUACUGCCGAGCGUGACCUGCGGAACGGUCGAACCUCGCAGUAUUGUAGAGCCGAUCCGCAACAUAGUGAGAAAGAAAAAUGUAGGUAUACAUUAUUGGGAAGCAGAGUGCUUCAAGAUCGAUGCGGAGAACAAGAAGGUUUACUGCCGAUCAAGUCCGUCAGGCAAUGAGAAUGAAACGGAGGAGAUUGUUGUCGACUAUGACUACCUCGUGAUUGCCACCGGAGCACGUGCAAAUACAUUUAACAUCCCGGGAGUGGCUGAAAAUUGCCAUUUUCUGAAGGAAAUAGAAGAUGCUCAGAGAAUCCGGAGGACAAUUGUUGAUUGUUUCGAGAGGGCCAGUUUGCCUAUCCUAACUGAUGAAGAAAGAAAGAAGAUCCUUCACUUUGUCGUUGUUGGUGGAGGUCCGACCGGCGUGGAAUUUGCAGCAGAGCUUCACGAUUACGUGAACGAAGAUCUCGUCAAGUUGUACCCCAAGGCUAAGGAGGCGGUCAAGAUUACUCUUCUUGAAGCUACGGACCAUAUUCUUAACAUGUUUGACAAAAGAAUCACGGCUUUUGCCGAGGAGAAAUUUCAGAGGGAUGGGAUUGAUGUGAAAACCGGGGCGAUGGUUGUCAAAGUAUCGGAUAAAGAAAUCUCCACCAAAGAAUUGAAGAAUGGGGGGGUCGUGUCCACUAUGCCGUAUGGAAUGGUUGUCUGGUCUACCGGAAUUGGAACUCGCCCUGUCAUAAUGGACUUCAUGAAGGAAAUUGGUCAGGGUAACAGACGUGUACUAGCAACGGACGAGUGGCUGCGAGUAGAGGGAAGUGACAGGAUAUACGCACUCGGAGAUUGUGCCACUAUAAAUCAACGCAAAGUCAUGGAAGAUAUUUGGGCUAUAUUCCAUAAGGCUGAUAAAGACAGCUCAGGCACACUUACUGUUAAGGAAUUUCAAGAAGUGCUUAAUGACAUAUGUGAGAGGUAUCCACAAGUAGGACUUUAUUUGAAAAAUCGACAGAUGAGCAAUCUGGUUGAUCUGUUGAAAGAAUCCAAAGGAGAUGCUGUGAAAGAGUCGGUUGAAGUGAAUCUCGAGGAAUUCAAGUUGGCUCUUUCCCAGGUCGAUUCUCAAAUGAAGAAUCUCCCGGCUACUGCCCAGGUUGCCGCACAGCAAGGCUCGUAUCUUGCUGACUGUUUCAACCGCAUGGAGGAUUGCGAGAAGAUUCCGGAAGGGCCUUUACGCUUCAGGGGUGAAGGACGACAUCGGUUUCGCCCUUUCAGGUACAAGCAUUUCGGGCAAUUUGCUCCAUUGGGAGGAGAGCAAACGGCGGCCCAGCUUCCGGGAGAUUGGGUCUCGAUUGGCCAUAGCACUCAAUGGCUCUGGUAUUCUGUGUAUGCCAGCAAGCUAGUGAGCUGGCGCACGAGGGCUUUGGUGAUAUCUGACUGGGCGAGGCGUUUCAUCUUUGGNGCCCGGAAAAUGUCGCAAAGCUUGGUAAGUAGAAGCAAGACGGUGUCGUUUCGGGUUAUGCGUUGUUGCAAGAUGUGU